AUGACCCACUCCGAGAUCAUAGCGACAGCUGAUAAGACAGAGGAUAGGGUUUUAGAGCAUCUUGGGUACCAGCCCGAGCUCAAGCGAUCGUUUGGGCCUUGGGGCAUCGUCGGGUUCUCUUUUAGCAUUGUGACGUGUUGGUCUGCGCUUGGUGGGGUCCUGGUGACGGGUGUAAAUGCUGGAGGUCCACCGGUUAUGAUAUGGGGAUGGCUGGGAGUUAGUCUUGCGUCGCUGUGUGUAGCAUACUCCAUGGCAGAAAUGUGCUCUGAAUAUCCUGUAGCAGGCGGCCAAUACUCUUGGGUUUAUCUGCUGGCCCCUAAAAGUGUUCGACGGCAGCUCUCCUACUUGACGGGCUGGUUCAUGGUCAUUGGUAUCCUCGCUAUGGGCGCAACCAAUUCAUUCAUCGGAGCGAAUUUUAUCCUCGGCCAGGCCAAUUUACUGAACCCAAAUUAUACAAUCCAACGAUGGCACACGGUACUCUUAGCCUAUCUCCUCACCAUAAGUGCAACAUUUACCAAUCUCUGGGGUGCAGCCAUACUUGAUCGAGCAUCAAAAGGUCUCCUGGUUUUCAAUAUGGUGGCGUUUGUCGCUACAAUCGUUACCAUUUUGGCUUGGAACACAGACAAGCAGCCGGCAUCCUUCGUAUUUCAAGACUUUCAGAAUUCCACCGGCUUCGGCACGGCUAUGGCAGGAAUUAUCGGGAUACUACAGCCGGCCUUCGGUAUGUGCUGCUAUGAUGCGCCGGCCCAUAUGUGUGAAGAGUUGAAGGAUUCCAGCAUACAGGCGCCCCGCGCCAUGGUGCUUUCUGUCUACGUGGGAGCCGUAACGGGUUUUAUAUUCUUGAUUUCCGUCUGCUUCUGCAUUGGAGACAUCAAUGCCAUUGCUCAAACUUCUACUUUGGUUCCACUCAUUCAAAUUUACUUUGAUUCUACAAAAAGUACCGUUGCAGCAUGCACACUCGCCUCCAUGAUCUCCAUUAUCAAUCUUGGAGCCGCCAAUGCUUUGCUAGCCGAAGGGGCUCGAUGUCUCUACGCGCUCGCCCGAGACGCUGGCUUACCCUUUUCCUCACAAAUCAGCAUAAUUGAGCAGAAACAUCAAACCCCUAUCGUUGCCAUUCUUCUGGGAACGAUUGUCCAAAUGCUCUUCAACAGCAUCUACUUUGGUACUGUGACCGGAUUUAACACUGUCAUUGCCAUAGCUACCCAGGGAUUCUACCUAUCGUAUGCGAUGCCCCUACUUGUGCGCAUAUUGGCUUUCUUCCAGGGUACUCAUCGAAAGUUUACAGGGCCCUGGGCUAUGAAACCAUCUGUGUCACUAGCCGUAAAUAUCGUUGGCUUGACUUACCUACUUUUUGCAUGCAUUUCAUUCAAUUUUCCAUCAAGGUAUCCCGUAUCGGUUUCCAACAUGAAUUAUGUUCCAGCUGCAAUUGGAGUCAUUUUAUUCAUAGCUCUCAUGAACUGGCAAAUCACGGGAAAAAAGCAAUUCACAGGCCCGAGAUUAAAAGGAAUCGAUGAAGGUCUUUUGAUUUUAGGCGGUGAAUCGGGUAGUUGCAAUCAAGAAAAAACCAACCAAUCUAUCGGCACUCAGGCGUGA
Blumeria graminis f. sp. triticale is the source of this 1593-nucleotide messenger RNA. NCBI's taxonomy places the organism in Eukaryota, Fungi, Ascomycota, Leotiomycetes, Helotiales, Erysiphaceae. The record is from the annotation of a GenBank genome assembly.